Meyerozyma guilliermondii ATCC 6260 is the source of this 1170-nucleotide messenger RNA. RefSeq lists its product as uncharacterized. Bases 1 to 1170 code for a protein of 389 amino acids. The transcript has a single exon. The record is from RefSeq and is a predicted model, not a curated record. Lineage: Eukaryota; Fungi; Ascomycota; Pichiomycetes; Serinales; Debaryomycetaceae.
AUGAGUGCUCUUUUUAACAUCACCGUCGAUGCUGCCGAUGAUAUAGGUGCUCCUGCUACGUCGUCUUCCAAGCACUCGACCACAAGCUCCAUAUACUCGGAGGGGGCUCUAUCUGAUGACUCUGAAUUGAAGCUUGUUGGAAAAUCGGAUCGUUUUAAAAACUUACUCAAAUUUCCCCACAAGAAACUGAUUCGAUAUGAUACUCCAGAAGAAACAGCUUACUUUAAUACGCUCAGGCGUACUUUGGAAACAUACCAUCGACAUCGAGACGUCAAUUGGGGUGCUUUGCUAGAACAAUGCCUUUUUGGUGAUAUUAUAGAUCACUUGUUCAAUCCUCGUUUUGAGUAUUCGGGAAUCACUCAAAGUGGUACAACUUAUCCUAUAUUGAAGAAGAAGGGCGAUAACAUAAUGUGCCAUCUAAUGCACGCAGACAAAAGCUAUGAGAAAUUGCAAUUCGAAGUUCCAAAUGUUGAGAUUCUGUACAUCUCAAAUGAAGCUUUGGUGCAAACACUUAAAGAUCUCUUUAAAGACUUGGGUGUCUUGGACCAAAUGUUGGAUUUAUACUCCAAAAACACAAACACCACUUCUGGUGAACUUUUGGUCGUGUUGACGACCUUGGCUCACGUUACAUUACCCAUGCCCUUGGCUCAGGCAAUGUUGGGAAAUUGGCGCUUGUCUUACGACAAUAGUGAGCCUCGAAGGGCCAUAAUGGCUAACUUUCGUAGUGCCGCCCGGUUUGGUCUCCUAUACAAUAACUUGACUAAUCUUGGAUACUUUAAUGAAGUGCUAAAUGAAGAGUAUUUUGAAGCACACGAAUUGAUUUGUCUCAAUCGAUUUUUAGAAAAAGAUUACAAGUCUGUGCUUGGAAUGUCUCUCUUUAACAUUGGCCAGUACCUUCAGAUGCACCAUGACUUCGAUUCUGCCACCGAUAUUUGGGAAAUAGGGGCCCAUAUGAGUGGUGAUACAGAUUGCUGUAAUAUGGCGAUUUGGGGCCUUAUGGACGGAUUCGGAAGCUCUAAUAUCAAAGGUGUUAACAAGUUCAGCUCAAAAUACAAAGCUUCCAAGUUUGUAUCCAAGCGGAGGAUAGCCCACUUGUAUCGGAUAUUAAUCAAAUCAGGCAAAUCGUCGGAAAUUGGAACUUCAUGGGUAUGGAAGCUGAAAUAUGAUUGA